Molecule: messenger RNA, 1410 nt
Organism: Colletotrichum lupini
Lineage: Eukaryota; Fungi; Ascomycota; Sordariomycetes; Glomerellales; Glomerellaceae
Product: CHY zinc finger
Exons: 3
Coding region: 1-1410 (469 amino acids)
Biological process (GO): protein ubiquitination; ubiquitin-dependent protein catabolic process
Cellular component (GO): nucleus
Molecular function (GO): zinc ion binding; ubiquitin protein ligase activity
Source: RefSeq, a predicted model, not a curated record
AUGUCGUCUCUGGUGUCCGACUUCCUCAUCAACCCGGUCCUCCGACAAGCUCGGCGCUUUUCAGAGAUCUCGAGAUCAACCUUUGUCUCCGAACGGGACUCUUCGUCCGACCCUGUCGCCGUCCCGAGCGACGUGAAUAGUCCCGCAACUCGGCAUGCGAUUGUUGCGCCACCCGAAUCCACUCCGGCACGAUCACUCGACAUUGCGACACUACCGCCGACAGUCGACGACGAGCACCCUCAGUCUCCGGCUCCCCUAAUUCAGAGCCCCCCAUCAUACACGAUGGCCGCCAUGCCACCUACAACACGGGAAUCUCUACCCGCCGACGAUGGCAUGGGUGCGAUGCGAAAGCGUCUACUCGACAUCCAGUCACAAGAUAUCGCAGCAGACGACAAGGCCCGGCUUAUGCAUGAGGCUUUGAUGGAGGGUUACCGCAAGUCUCGAGACGCUCCCCGCCAAGGUAACGCGCCGGCAGCCAGCGUGAUAGCAGCAGGGGAAGCAUGGGAACAGUCAGUCCCGAUUGCACCUCUCGAGUCGUUAAAGUUUUGGCAACAUGCGAUAGGGGAGCCGUCCUCGCCAGAAAAGUUUAUCCUGACCGCCGACGAUGUUCGGCCCACGUACGCGGCCGCAAAGCUUGCUACAAGAGAAGAACCCGAGGGUGCUGUGAUUCUUGGCUGCCAACAUUACCGCCGCAAUGUCAAGCUGCAGUGCUCGACUUGCGCCAAGUGGUAUACUUGUCGUUUUUGCCAUGACGCAGUCGAGGAUCACACUCUUGUCAGGAAGGAAACCAAGAAUAUGCUCUGCAUGCUUUGCGCCACGCCCCAGAAAGCAUCAGACGUUUGCGUGAACUGCGGGGAGACUGCAGCCCGUUACUACUGCAACAUGUGCAAACUCAUUCACCAGAAGUGCUACGACGAGCACAUGCUGAGAUCAUACAAAUGUCCCAUUUGCAACAAGAGUUUGCUCAACAUGCAGAGCCAAUUCCGCCAAUUAGAGCUGGCUAUACUUGCCCAGCCAAUGCCCCCUGAAUUUAGGGACACCCGCGCCACAAUCUUGUGUAACGACUGUAGCGGCAAGAGUUCCGUCCCUUACCACUGGCUCGGUCUAAAGUGCGCGAUUUGCACUUCUUACAACACGGUAGAAAUUCAGAUCAGCGGCGGAAGAGAAGAGACGCACGCGACACACGCCAAUCACGUGCCCGUCACGCCGGCAGCAGUCACGCCGGCUCUUCUAUCUCCUGCGCUUCCUACCCCCGUAACGACACAAGCAGCGGCUGCUCCGGCAGGAAUGGACAUACCGCAGGUCGGCAGGCGACGACAUUCGUCUCAUGCUGGUCCCGAGGCACGUCAUCUAAUGUUGGAUCGCUUUGCCAGGUCAGCCUCGCCAGCAGUCACACCUGACAAAAACUAA